This is a messenger RNA of Nezara viridula (southern green stink bug), 1527 nucleotides long. NCBI's taxonomy places the organism in Eukaryota, Metazoa, Arthropoda, Insecta, Hemiptera, Pentatomidae. The record is from the annotation of a GenBank genome assembly.
CUGUAAGGUUACAUAUGUCAAUGUUUACUAACAUUUUGAACAUUGUUCAAGUUUAGUUACACUUUAGUUUAUUAGUUAUUAUCAUACAUCGAAAAUGGAUGGUCCUAAGCUUGAAUGGAUGUACAAAGAUUCCAGUGAAGUUGUUGAUAGAGAAGAAUAUUUACUAGGAAGACCAAUUGAUAAAGCUUUUGAACAGUCCUCAUUUUCAAAUGAAAUUGAAAAAGAUUGUUUGCCAACUUCAAUUUUUGCAAAUGCUGGAAGCAAUGUUCAGGUUGAUGUGAUUCGUAAGCUAAAAGAAGAUCCUCUUGAAAUCAUAAGACAACAAGAAAUAGAUAGAAGAAAACAAUUAUUAAAAAAUCCUGUAAAAUUGAAGAAGCUUCAAAAUAUGCUUAAAACAAAAGAAAACAACACCUCUGUAAAAAAAGAUAAAAUCAGUGAAAAGAAAAAAACUAGUGAUCCUGAUUCAUCUGAUAUUGAUAAAUUGUUAGCUUCUAAGUAUCUUAAAAUAAUGAAAAAACAUGGUAUUAAAUCUCUUUCGGAACUCUCUAAUAUAAAAGUUGAGAAAAAACUUAACUCUUAUAAGAAAUCUAGAAAAAGCGUAAGUGAAACCAGUUCUUCUAGUUCUGAAAGUGAAUCAGAUGAAGAAAAAUCAAGGAAACAUAAGGAAGAAUUUAAAAAGAAGCAUGAUCAAAAAAGCAGUAAUUCUAGAGAUUACAAUAAAAAUCAUCAUUAUUUACAUAAAAAAGGAAAUUCUUUUAGAGACAAAGAAUCAGAUAAGUAUUUUGAUGAAAGAAACAAAGAUAGGAGAGAUAAAAAGUCGCCAACUAGAAAUCCCUCAGAAAAAUUUAAGACUGAUAGAACUAGGAGACAUGAUAAAGAAAAGAAUGCUGACCGAAAUCCACAUAAGAGAGAUCUUUCUGCAGGACACAGGCCGCGUACAGAUUAUACAAACAAUGCCAGCAAAAAGCACAAGAGCAAUAGUUUAUCAGAAAAUGAAAAGCAAAAACGCUUGAAUGAAAUGAUGGAUAAUGCUAAAUGGAGAGAUGAUGUUAGAUAUCAAAAUAUUGCCCGGUAUAAAAAGGAGGAAUCAUCUGAAAAAGUUGAAAAUUAUAGUGAAGAUUUCUUGAGGAAACAAAUGAGACAAAUGAUAAUGGCCACCACUAAUAAAAGUGUUGAAUCCAGAAUAAAAUCUAAUAUUAACAAUAUUCAAAAGUCCAAAUUAACAAUGAAUGAGAACUUUAUCAAGAGAUAAUAAUAUCAUUAGAUUUGCUCAACUCUCAAAUACGAUGUAUCUUAUGAAAACCUGAAAGAAGAUACCCAUCUUCUCAACAAAUAUAAGGAAUGGGCCUGAAUGCUUGAAGUUGGAGCUUGAAAGUUGGUGGUUACUUGAUAUCACCUCAUGUAAAUGUAUUCUACAAAUUUGAUAUUUGUUGUAUCUAUCAUAUCUAUUAUAGGAUAUUAAUGUUAAGUUAUGUAUUCAAUUGUAAAUAUUUUAAUUCUGAAAAUAAAUUUAUUGGUUUUACCUUA